AUGUGUUUGUGGGAGUUUCGCUGCUCUCGGUGCGUCCUGGAGUUCGGUCUCUGGGACAAGGCUCUGGAUUGGACAGACGCAAACGGAGAGGGGCGGGCCGUGCUGCGCUGGGACGUGCCUCUGACUGGACUUUGUAAACACUACACAGAGGGUUGUGUUCUACAGAAGUUCUCUGACGACUCUGCCAUCAUCGGACUCAGCUCCGAGGACGAUGACGCAGAGUACAGAGGAGUUAUACAGGACUUUGUGGACUGGUGUCAGCGGAACCACCUCCUCAUCAACGUGAGGAAGACCAAGGAGAUGAACCACCUCCUCAUCAACGUGAGGAAGACCAAGGAGAUGAACCACCUCGUCAUCAACGCGAGGAAGACCAAGGAGAUGAACCACCUCCUCAUCAACGUGAGGAAGACCAAGGAGAUGAACCACCUCCUCAUCAACGUGAGGAAGACCAAGGAGAUGAACCACCUCCUCAUCAACACGAGGAAGACCAAGGAGAUGAACCACCUCCUCAUCAACGUGAGGAAGACCAAGGAGAUGAACCACCUCCUCAUCAACGUGAGGAAGACCAAGGAGAUGAACCACCUCCUCAUCAACGUGAGGAAGACCAAGGAGAUGAACCACCUCCUCAUCAACGUGAGGAAGACCAACGAGAUGAACCACCUCCUCAUCAACGUGAGGAAGACCAACGAGAUGAACCACCUCCUCAUCAACGCGGGGAAGACCAAGGAGAUGAACCACCUCCUCAUCAACGUGAGGAAGACCAACGAGAUGAACCACCUCCUCAUCAACGCGGGGAAGACCAAGGAGAUGGUGGUGGAUUUUCGCAGACAUCACUUUGCUGCUCCAGCUCCAGUGAACAUCCAGGGAAAGAACAUUGGGCCUCAUUCACGAAUAACUUCGUAA
This is a messenger RNA of Knipowitschia caucasica, 903 nucleotides long. The record is from the annotation of a GenBank genome assembly. NCBI's taxonomy places the organism in Eukaryota, Metazoa, Chordata, Actinopteri, Gobiiformes, Gobiidae.